This is a messenger RNA of Onychomys torridus (southern grasshopper mouse), 2707 nucleotides long. RefSeq names its product complement C7 (gene C7). Gene Ontology annotation, cellular component: membrane attack complex. Gene Ontology annotation, biological process: immune response. NCBI's taxonomy places the organism in Eukaryota, Metazoa, Chordata, Mammalia, Rodentia, Cricetidae. Gene Ontology annotation, molecular function: protein binding. The record is from RefSeq and is a predicted model, not a curated record.
CUUACAGAUGAAAUUUUCUUGUUCUUAUCUGUCCUGAAUGUUUCCCAACAUGAAGACAACACACUUACUCAUUUUGGUGGGAUUUAUGGCAGAGUUUCAAAUCUUCUCAAGAGCUGCUUCUCCAGUCCACUGCCAGUGGGACUCCUUUGGCCCUUGGUCGGAAUGUGAUGGCUGUACCAAGACACAGACUCGAAGACGAUCAGUCGCUGUUUAUGGGCAGUAUGGAGGUCACUCAUGUGUGGGAAGUGCUUUUGAAACACAGUCCUGCAACCCUGACCUAGGCUGUCCAGCAGAGGAGGGCUGCGGAGAACGUUUUAGGUGUUUCUCAGGUCAGUGCAUCAGCAAAUCCUUGGUUUGCAAUGGGGAUUCUGACUGUGAAGAAGAUGGUGCUGAUGAAGACAGAUGUGAGGAUGCAGACAGCAGACCUUCCUGUGACAUUGAUAAACCUCCUCCCAACAUAGAACUUACUGGUAAUGGUUACAAUGUGCUCACUGAUCAGUUUAGGAACAGAGUCAUCAACACCAAAAGUUUUGGUGGUCAAUGCCGGAAAGUGUUCAGUGGGGAUGGAAAAGAUUUCUACAGACUGAGUGGAAAUAUCCUCUCUUAUACAUUUCAGGUCAAAGUGAAUAAUGAUUUUGACUUUGAGUUUUACAACAGUAGUUGGUCUUACCUAAAGGACACAUCCUCGGAACAUACAUCAUCUGGUUCAAGGAAGUUCUCUAUUUUCUCUUCCUCAUCUAAUAGUAAGCACAGUCAUAAUUCAAAGACCAAGGAAAUCUACAUGAAAAAGAGUUAUAAAUUGUUGGUUGUUCAAAACAGUGUUGAAGUGGCCCAGUUCAUUAAUAAUAAUCCUGAAUUUCUACAACUUGCUGAGCCAUUCUGGAAGGAACUCUCUCAUCUUCCCACUCUGUAUGACUACAGCGCCUACCGACGGUUAAUUGACCAGUAUGGGACACAUUAUCUGCAGUCCGGAUCCUUAGGAGGAGAAUAUAAAGUUAUAUUUUAUAUGGAUUCAGGAAAUACCAAACACAAUGAUUUUGGGUCAGACAAGGGGAAAGAAUGUUCUUCUUCAGGAUUCCUCGUUCUUUUUUGGAUCCUCUCAGAUAAGAAAUGCAAGGAACUGGAUGAAGCUUUGAAAUCAACUUCAGGAACCCAGGACAGGAAGCUUCAAGGAGAACCGUUUAUCAGAGGUGGAAGUCCUGGCUUUGUAGCCGACCUUAGUUUCCUGGAGUUGGAUAAUCCUGCUGGAAACAAACAGCGGUACUCUUCCUGGGCUGAAUCUGUAACCAGUCUUCCCCAAGUCAUAAAACAAAAGCUGACACCACUGUACGAGCUGGUCAAGGAAGUGCCCUGUGCCUCUGUGAAGAGACUGCAUCUGAAGCGGGCUCUUGAGGAGUACCUGGAUGAAUUCGACCCUUGCCAUUGCCAGCCUUGCCAGAAUGGUGGCCUCGCUACUGUGGUGGGGACACAGUGUCAGUGCCACUGCAAACCAUACACAUUUGGUAUGGCGUGUGAGCAAGGAGUCCUUGUUGGCAAGCAGGCAGGAGGGGUUGAUGGAGGUUGGAGCUGUUGGUCUUCUUGGGGCCCCUGUGUUCAAGGGAAGAAAUCAAGGAGUCGGGAAUGCAAUAAUCCCCGUCCCAAUGUGGGUGGCAAGGCGUGUAUUGGAGAAACAACUGAAAGCAAGCAGUGUGAAGACCAGGACUUGGAGAACCUGCGAUUACUUGAGCCACAUUGCUUUCAUUUGUCUUUGGUUCCAAAAGGAUUCUGCCCAUCACCCCCUGCCUUAAAAGAUGGAUUUGUUCAAGAUGAAGGUACCAUGUUUCCUGUUGGGAAAAACAUAGUAUAUUCUUGCAAGGAAGGGUAUUCCCUUAUUGGAGAUCCUGUGGCCAGAUGUGGCGAAGAUUUACAGUGGCUUGUUGGAGAAAUGCAUUGUCAGCAGAUUGCCUGUGCUCUACCUGCACUGAUGAACGGCAUGCAGAUUCACCCCCAGAAACCCCUUUACAUGGUUGGUGAGAAGGUGACCCUCUCCUGUGCAGGUGGCAUGUCCUUAGAAGGUCCUUCAGCGUUCCUCUGUGGCUCCAGCCUUAAAUGGAGUCCUGAGGUGAAGAACACCCAGUGUAUACAAAAAGACACUGCCACUCUGCCACCUGCAGCUCCUGCAUGUCAGCCCUGGGAGAAACUGCAGAACUCUAAAUGCGUCUGUAAAAUGCCCUAUGAGUGUGGGUCCUCCUUGGAUGUAUGUGCUCGAGAUGAGAGAAGCAAAAGGAUCCUCUCUCUGACCAUCUGCAAGAUGCAUGUUCUCCUCUGCCAGGGACGAAAUUAUACUCUGGUUGGCAAGGACAGCUGUACCCUGCCAGCCUCAGCUGAGAAGGCUUGUGGUGCGUGUCCACCCUGGAGCAAAUGUGAUGCUCAGAACAGCAAAUGUGUCUGCAGAGAAGCAUCAGAGUGCCAGAAAGCAGAGUACAGCAUCUGUGUGAGCGUGAAUGGCAAGGAGGAGACAAUGUCUGAGUGUGAGGCAGGUGUCUUAAGAUGCAGAGGACAGAGCAUCUCCAUCACAGCCAUAAAGCCCUGUGCUGAAGAAGCCCAGUAGGACCCAGGAGGCUCUGGUCCUCUUCAUCAGAAUCUAGUGAGCAAUGGAUGCUAAGUUAAAACAUCUGUAACUGGUACUUAGAUACUUUCCCAACAUGAAGGCACCAUCUUUUCUCCU